UUGUUUUGAAUUUUCUCUCUCUAGAACUGCUUUUGUUUGUUCCCAUUGUUUUCUUCAACAAUUUCUUUUCCUUUUAUGGAAAUCAAAUUCGAGAUUGUUUGAUCUCUCUCUUAAUAAUAAUAAUGUCUACACAUGUUGCUCCAAUUUCCACCGCCACCGUCUCCUCCGGUUCGGCGCCGAGUUCCGCCCCCGGUUCGCCCAAAAGCCGCGUCAAAUUUCUGUGCAGUCACGGCGGCAAAAUCCUCCCCCGCCCCGCCGACGGCCACCUCAAGUACGUCGGCGGCGAAACACGUGUCAUUUCUGUGCCUAGGGAUAUUCCUUUCCAGGAACUGAUGAAGAAGCUCACCUACAUGAUCGAAGGAGAAACAACACUCAAGUACCAGGUCAUCACCGAAGACCUCGACGCACUAGUCUCCGUAAAAUCCGACGAAGACCUCCGCCACAUGUUCGAUGAAAUCGAGCGGUACGAACUCGCCGGAGCGCCGCGCCUUCGCGCCUUCCUCUUCCCCGUGGGCCCCAUAGUGAUGGAGACUCAAAACAUCACCGUGGACCAUUACGCCCUCGAGCAACGCUACAUAGACGCAAUCAACGGCAUAAUCCGCCUAAACGCCGUCCUUAAGCAGCACCCUAACAUAAACGCAGUUCAAAACGGCUCUUUAGUCUCCUCAGGCUGCUCUUCUCCAAGAUCUCCCGAUAGCUGCACCACCGAAGCUAUAAACAAUGAAGCAACAGUGUAUAGUAAUAGCCGUACGAAUAUGCAUAAGGUACAAAGUUCGCCAAACAUAUGCAGCCUUAAUAAUAAUAAUAAUAAUAAUAAUAAUAAUAAUGUCGCACAACAUUAUAUGCAACAACAACAACAGCAUCAGCAAGUUGCUUCGACACCUCAUUAUAUGAAUCACUGUAAUGGAUAUCAGUUGCCACUGAAUAAGCCGCCUAUUGAUCUGAGAAAUGGUGGUGGUGUGGUUGGACCCGAUAGGUUGAUGUCCGUUAGGUCUGUCGGGCGGGCGGAUGGGGGGAGAUACCAAAUGGAUCUGCCACCUCAGCAGCAGUAUUACUAUAAUAAUAACAAUUACACGAGGCAGCAGAAUCGAGGAAACGGGUGUUGUAAUAAAUGCAUGCACUAUGAGGAUUUGGGUCAUUAUCCGGAGAGGAGGAUGACGGGGAGAUUGAGCCCAGCUUCUUCUUCGAGUCCACGUCUUAGUUACAGUGGGAUGAAGGUGUGGGAUAAUACUUAUGUUGGGGAUGUUUGA
This is a messenger RNA of Erythranthe guttata (spotted monkey flower), 1250 nucleotides long. RefSeq lists its product as uncharacterized. Lineage: Eukaryota; Viridiplantae; Streptophyta; Magnoliopsida; Lamiales; Phrymaceae. The record is from RefSeq and is a predicted model, not a curated record. Gene Ontology annotation, molecular function: protein binding.